UUCCCCAUGAAUGCGUGAACAAGAUGGCAAGACAAACUUAACACAACGUUGUGCUUAAAAGCGGGACCAGCCCGCCAUUAAUGCUAUCCCUCUAUUCAUCUAUCCUUUCUUGUUGCCUCCUACCAAUCAAACACUAAAGAGCUUAGCUCCGACCUGGUCAACUCACCAUCUCCCUCUCCCUCUUUUCUCCACUAAAACAAGUUGUUGAGUUAAGAAAACAAGAGGAAGGCAGAGAAGUUUCAAAAGAGCAGCUAGGUUGGGUUCUUGAUUUAAUUUUGAUGGGGAUUUGCUUGAGUGCCCAAAUUAAAGCUGAGAGCCCAUGCAGCACAGGGUUGAGUUCAAAGAAUGUUAGCACAGAUGGGACGGAUCUGAGCAGUACGAGUAGCAAGGUCUCAUCACUUUCUGUGCCACCCACUCCUCGGAGUGAGGGUGAGAUCUUGCAAUCCUCUAAUCUGAAGAGCUUCAGUUUUUCUGAUCUCAAGAUGGCUACCAGGAAUUUCCGUCCUGAUAGUGUCCUAGGAGAAGGUGGUUUUGGUUCAGUUUUUAAGGGAUGGAUUGAUGAGCAGUCAUUUUCUGCUGCCAAGCCUGGAACUGGAAUUGUUAUUGCUGUGAAAAGGCUUAACCAAGCCGGUUUCCAAGGUCACAAGGAGUGGCUGGCAGAAGUAAAUUAUCUGGGGCAGUUCUAUCAUCCUCACCUUGUGAAGCUGAUUGGCUAUUGCUUAGAGGAUGAACACCGACUAUUGGUAUAUGAAUUUAUGCCUCGAGGCAGUUUGGAAAAUCAUUUAUUUAGAAGAGGUUCUUAUUUCCAUCCACUUUCUUGGAACCUCCGAAUGAAGGUCGCUCUUGGUGCUGCAAAGGGGCUUGCAUUUCUUCAUAGUGCUGAAACGAAAGUGAUAUAUAGGGACUUCAAGACUUCUAACAUUCUGCUUGAUUCGAAAUACAAUGCAAAACUUUCUGAUUUUGGGCUGGCCAAAGAUGGGCCGACUGGUGACAAGAGUCAUGUAUCUACCAGGGUUAUGGGGACCUAUGGUUAUGCUGCUCCAGAAUAUCUAGCUACAGGGCAUCUAACUGCCAAGAGUGAUGUCUAUAGCUUUGGAGUUGUUUUGCUAGAAAUGUUAUCUGGAAGGAGAGCAGUUGAUAAAAAUCGCCCAUCUGGAGAGCACAAUCUUGUCGAAUGGGCUAAACCCUAUCUAGCAAACAAACGCAAGAUCUUUCGCAUCCUAGAUAAUCGUCUUGAAGGUCAGUAUUCAAUGGAUGUUGCCUAUAAGGUCUCUACCCUUGCACUACGUUGCCUAUCCGUAGACACCAAGUUUCGACCAACUAUGGAUGAGGUUGUGACAGCAUUGGUGCAGCUCCAGGAUUCCAAAGAAACUGGUACUGCCAAUGGCCAUGUAGGCAACAAGCACCGAAUACGUAGACGAAGUGCCAAUGAUGCAACUGGUGGAGGGAGUACUGCUGCAUAUCCUCGGCCCUCUGCAUCCCCGCUUUAUGCAUGAAAUAGAAUCAUGGAACUUGACUACAGCUGUAUCUUUUCAUUUCUUAUUACAGUGCUGGCAGUUUUGCAACUCACAUGGUGACCUUGGCACCAGUUCACGUAUAUUCAUCCAAUGAUUGUAUAGUUUCUUGUUUUGGCUAAUGUAUUCAAAGUCCUGCUGACAAAUUUCCAGGUCGGCCUGGAAGAGGACUGCUUUCGAUGAUGCUUGUCUUUUAGAUUGCAGCACUUGGAAACGGCUUCGGAGUUGAGAAUCAGAGAGAGGCAAGAGCUUUGGGACCAUAUAUAGUUAGCUCCUGUUUCCUUAUCCCAGCCUGGCUUGUUGUGCUUGUGUAUUUAAUGUUAGUAUUCCUUUUUUUCCCUUUCCAUAUGGAUCUGUCAACAAUACCUUUAGAUGUGUUGCAGUCAGUCGUUUGAUUUUUUAUUUUUAUUUUAAAGAAAACAGAGAAGCUAAGAUAUGUUUAAUGUUCGGUGGAUCACUUCA
Populus euphratica (Euphrates poplar) is the source of this 1976-nucleotide messenger RNA. Its product is annotated as protein kinase APK1A, chloroplastic. The transcript has 7 exons. Gene Ontology annotation, molecular function: protein kinase activity; ATP binding. The record is from RefSeq and is a predicted model, not a curated record. Bases 279 to 1496 code for a protein of 405 amino acids. Gene Ontology annotation, biological process: protein phosphorylation. NCBI's taxonomy places the organism in Eukaryota, Viridiplantae, Streptophyta, Magnoliopsida, Malpighiales, Salicaceae.